Molecule: messenger RNA, 720 nt
Organism: Paramecium tetraurelia
Lineage: Eukaryota; Ciliophora; Oligohymenophorea; Peniculida; Parameciidae
Exons: 1
Source: RefSeq, a predicted model, not a curated record
AUGGAUGCUAUGGAAUCCUUGAUUAAUGAAUUAAAAAAUCCGCCUUUUAAAUCUACUAUGGAUUUUCCUAAACAAUCAAGUAUCAAAAUUAUGAAAUCACAAUCUGCAAAGACAGUUAGUACUAGAGCACCUAAAAUUACUGAAAUUAUUUAUGAUUAGAAACAGAAUUUAUUAGAGUAAUCUUUAAAUUUUUAGAAGGCUGAGAAUAGUUAAUAUAUAGAUGCUGAUAAAAAUAAAAUUGUAAUAGAACCUAAGCAAAUUUAAUCUAUAUAUCAGCCUGUAAAAUACACCUCAUCAUUAUCAUUAGGGAGCUAAUUAAAAUAAUAAAAUAUAUAACAAGAUAAGAAUUUAAAAAUAAAUUAAUUUCAAUAUAGGCAAUGCGAUGUAUGUAAAGACAGAGGGUUUGAUAUAAUUGAAACUCCGUGCAAUCAUUUCUUUGAUAAAAAAUGCUUAAAUACAUAAUUUAAUUAAUAAUUCCUGAAUUAUGAUCAUCAAUAAAAAUUUUAUUGCAUCUGCAAAAAAGAAUUAUAUUCAAACUUCUAUAUAAAACAUUUAGAAUUAAAUGGAGAAAAAUUAUUCCAAAAAUAAAUAAAAAUUAUAUUUCAAAAAUAUUAGAAGAUGUUUUAAUAAUGUAAAUAGUGCUAAACAUUUUGGAUUUUUGAUAUCUAUAAAAAAACUAAUGAUAGUUGUUUCAAAUGUGGAUCAAUUUAUUACCCCUGA